GAACAUUCGUUCAAUGGCUGGAGGACAAGAGAAAUGGUAUUUUACAAAAGAGCAACUACAGAAUUCUCCAAGCAGAAGAUGCGGUUUAGAUGCAGAUAAAGAACUUGCCUACCGGCAGCAGGCAGCGAACCUCAUUCAGGAUAUGGGCCAACGGCUCCAAGUUUCACAAUUAUGCAUCAACACGGCUAUUGUGUAUAUGCAUCGCUUCUAUGCGUUCCACUCGUUUACACAGUUCCACAGGAACGCAAUCGCCGCGGCGGCUCUCUUCCUCGCCGCAAAGGUGGAGGAACAACCACGAAAAUUAGAAUAUGUAAUAAAGGUAGCACAUGUCUGCCUUCACCGGGGUGAGGGAGUGAAUGCCCUCACUUCGGAACAGUAUCAAGAACAGGCGCAGGACCUGGUAUUCAACGAGAACGUACUCCUACAGACGUUAGGUUUCGAUGUCGCGAUCGACCAUCCGCACACGCACGUCGUACGCACGUGUCACCUUGUCAAAGCGCCAAAGGACUUAGCGCAGACGUCAUAUUUCAUGGCGUCGAACAGUCUGCAUUUAACGACGAUGUGUUUGCAGUACAGGCCGACGGUUGUUGCCUGUUUUUGCAUACAUUUGGCCUCGAAAUGGAGCAAUUGGUCGAUACCUCAAUCGCACGAAGGCCGGCACUGGUUCUCGUACGUGGACCGCAGCGUGACCACGGAGUUGCUGGAGCGGCUCACGGCGGAGUUCCUGCACAUCUUCGACAAGUGGUCGAGCCAGCGCUGGGGAACGGGCACGCGGGCAAGUGACGCCCCGCCCCGCACUCCCCCCGCCGCCGUAGCGCUACGUGUGUCGCCGUUCCUCCACAACAACUUACGGACCUCACUAGUGUAG
Molecule: messenger RNA, 868 nt
Organism: Papilio polytes (common Mormon)
Lineage: Eukaryota; Metazoa; Arthropoda; Insecta; Lepidoptera; Papilionidae
Gene: CycT
Product: cyclin-T1
Exons: 7
Coding region: 14-868 (284 amino acids)
Biological process (GO): positive regulation of DNA-templated transcription, elongation; regulation of transcription by RNA polymerase II
Cellular component (GO): nucleus; cyclin/CDK positive transcription elongation factor complex
Molecular function (GO): cyclin-dependent protein serine/threonine kinase activator activity
Source: RefSeq, a predicted model, not a curated record